AUCCAAAUACAAGCUUAGAGGACUAUGUAGCUUCGACAGGCCAAGUUGUGGAGUGCGAUGUUGACUUCGGGUUAAUAUGUGAAGAAAAUAAACAAACUCAGAGACCAUUUAAGUGCUUUAACUAUAAGAUUAGAGUCCUCUGUUGCGUUGAAUGUUUAUCAACAACAUCACCAAAACCAACAACAACACUAACAUCAACAAAAACAACAACAGCACCUUCACCACCAACAACUACCACACCAAAACCAACAACAACACUAACAUCAACAAAAACAACAACAGCACCUUCACCACCAACAACUACCACACCAAAACCACCACCAACAACCACACCAAUACAACCAACAACAACAACAGCAAUACCUACAACAACAACAACACCACCAACAACAACAAAACUAAUACCAACAACAACAACAACACCAAUACCACCAACAACCACACCAACAACACCACCAACAACAACCACACCAAUACCUACAACAACAACAAAACUAAUACCAACAACAACAACAACACCAACAACCACACCAAUACCACCAACAACCACACCAACAACACCAACAACAACAACUCUAAUUCCACCAACGACAACAACACCAAUACCACCAACACCAUCAACAACACCAAUACCACCAACAACAACAACUCCAAUUACACCAACAACAACAACAACAACAACACCAAUACCACCAACACCAUCAACAACACCAAUACCAACAACAACAACACCACUAACAACAACACCAUCAACAACACCAAUACCACCAACACCAACAACACCAACAACAACAACUCCAAUUCCACCAACACCACCAACACCAUCAACCACACCAACAACACCAUCAACAACACCAAUACCAACAACAACAACCCCACAAACAACAACAACACCAACAACCACACCAAUUCCACCAACACCACCAACAACAACCACACCAACACCACCAACAACAACCACACCAAUACCACCAACAACAACAACAGCACCACCAACAACAACAACACCACCAACACCAUCAACAACAACAACACCAACAACAACAACAACACCAAUACCAACAACAACCACACCAAUACCACCAACACCAUCAACAACACCAAUACCAACAACAACAACAACAACACCAAUACCACCAACACCAUCAACAACACCAAUACCACCAACAACAACAACUCCAAUUCCACCAACAACAACAACACCAAUACCACCAACAACAACACCAAUACCAACAACAACAACAACAACACCAACACCACCACCAACAACAACUCCAAUUCCACCAACAACAACAACACCAAUACCACCAACAACAACACCAAUACCAACAACAACAACAACAACACCAAUACCACCAACACCAUCAACAACACCAAUACCACCAACAACAACAACUCCAAUUCCACCAACAACAACAACCACACCAAUACCACCAACAACAACACCAUCAACAACACCAAUACCAACAACAACAACCACACCAAUACCACCAACAACCACACCAACAACACCACCAACAACAACCACACCAAUACCUACAACAACAACAAAACUAAUACCAACAACAACAACAACACCAACAACCACACCAAUACCACCAACAACCACACCAACAACACCAACAACAACAACUCUAAUUCCUCCAACGACAACAACACCAAUACCACCAACACCAUCAACAACACCAAUACCAACAACAACAACACCACUAACAACAACACCAUCAACAACACCAAUACCACCAACACCAACAACACCAACAACAACAACUCCAAUUCCACCAACACCACCAACACCAUCAACCACACCAACAACACCAUCAACAACACCAAUACCAACAACAACAACCCCACUAACAACAACAACACCAACAACCACACCAAUUCCACCAACACCACCAACAACAACCACACCAACACCACCAACAACAACCACACCAAUACCACCAACAACAACAACAGCACCACCAACAACAACAACACCACCAACACCAUCAACAACAACACCAACAACAACACCAACAACAACAACAACACCAAUACCAACAACAACCACACCAAUACCACCAACACCAUCAACAACACCAAUACCAACAACAACAACAACAACACCAAUACCACCAACACCAUCAACAACACCAAUACCACCAACAACAACAACUCCAAUUCCACCAACAACAACAACACCAAUACCACCAACAACAACACCAAUACCAACAACAACAACAACAACACCAAUACCACCAACACCAUCAACAACACCAAUACCACCAACAACAACAAAUCCAAUUCCACCAACAACAACAACACCAAUACCACCAACACCAUCAACAACACCAACACUAACAACAACAACACCGACAACCACCCCAAUACCAUCAACACCAUCAACAACACCAAUACCACCAACAACAACAACUCCAAUUCCACCAACAACAACAACACCAAUACCACCAACACCAUCAACAACACCAACACUAACACCAACAACACCGACAACCACCCCAAUUCCACCAACACCAUCAACACCACCAACACCAUCAACAACACCAAUACCAACAACAACAACAACACUAACAACAACAACACCGACAACCACCCCAAUUCCACCAACACCAUCAACAACACCAACAACAACAACAACUCCAAUUCCACCAACAACAACAACACCAAUACCACCAACACCAUCAACAACACCAAUACCACCAACAACAACAACUCCAAUUCCACCAACAACAACAACACCAAUACCACCAACACCAUCAACAACACCAAUACCAACAACAACAACACUAACAACAACAACACCGACAACCACACCAAUUCCACCAACACCAAUACCAACAACAACAACAACUCCAAUUCCACCACCAACAACAACCACACCAAUACCACCAACAACAACACCAUCAACAACACCAAUACCAACAACAACAACCACACCAAUACCACCAACAACAACCACACCAACAACAACAACACCAAUACCACCAACAACAACCACACCAACAACAACAACACCAAUACCACCAACAACAACAACACCAACAACAACAACUCCAAUUCCACCAACGACAACAACAACACCAAUACCACCAACACCAUCAACAACACCAAUACCACCAACACCAUCAACAACACUAACAACAACAACUCCAAUACCACCAACACCAUCAACAACACCAAUACCACCAACAACAACAACACCAACAACAACAACUCCAAUACCACCAACACCAUCAACAACACCAAUACCACCAACAACAACAACUCCAAUUCCACCAACAACAACAACACCAAUACCACCAACACCAUCAACAACACCAAUACCAACAACAACAACACCACCAACUCCAUCAACAACAACAACACUGACAACCACACCAAUUCCACCAACACCAUCAACAACACCAAUACCAACAACAACAACACCAACACCAACAACAACAACAACACCAAUACCACCAACAACAACCACACCAAUACCAACAACAACAACACCACCAACACCAUCAACAACACCAAUACCAACAACAACAACACCAAUACCACCAACAACAACAACCACACCAACAACAACAACACCAAUACCACCAACACCAUCAACAACACCAAUUCCAACAACAACAACAACAACACCAAUACCACCAACAACAACACCAACAACAACCACACCAAUACCACCAACACCAUCAACAACACCAAUACCAACAACAACAACAACAACCACACCAACAACAACAACACCAAUACCACCAACACCAUCAACAACACCAAUUCCAACAACAACAACAACAACACCAAUACCACCAACAACACCACCAACAACAACCACACCGACAACAACACCAACACCAGUACCACCAACAACAACAACCACACCACCACCAACAACAACAACACCAGUACCACCAACAACAACAACACCAAUACCACAUCCACCAACAACAACAACACCAGUACCACCAACAACAACAACCACACCAACAACAACAACACCAAUACCACAUCCACCAACAACAACAACAACACCAUUACCACCAACAACUACCACAGCAACAACAACACCAACACCACCAACUACAACAUCAACCACACCACCACCACCACCAACAACAACAACACCACCAACAACCACACCACCACCAACAACAACAACACCACCAACAACAACACUACCACCAACAACUACCACACUAUUACCACCAACAACAACCACACCUAAACCACCAAUUACAACGGAAGCCAUAACUCUAACCACAACCCCAACGACAACAGAAGAAUCAACCACAACCCCAACGACAACAGAAGAACCAACCACAACCCCCAGGACAACUGAAAAACCAACCACAACCCCAACAACAACAGAA
Molecule: messenger RNA, 4370 nt
Organism: Oncorhynchus keta (chum salmon)
Lineage: Eukaryota; Metazoa; Chordata; Actinopteri; Salmoniformes; Salmonidae
Exons: 1
Coding region: 152-4225 (1357 amino acids)
Source: RefSeq, a predicted model, not a curated record